Messenger RNA from Molossus molossus (Pallas's mastiff bat), 890 nucleotides. Its product is annotated as kallikrein-5-like. Gene Ontology annotation, molecular function: serine-type endopeptidase activity. The record is from RefSeq and is a predicted model, not a curated record. Bases 12 to 890 code for a protein of 292 amino acids. Gene Ontology annotation, biological process: proteolysis; amelogenesis; extracellular matrix disassembly. The transcript is spliced from 5 exons. NCBI's taxonomy places the organism in Eukaryota, Metazoa, Chordata, Mammalia, Chiroptera, Molossidae.
GGGCAGUGACCAUGGCUACAGCAGGACCCCUCUGGAGGUGGACAGUCGGUGCCCUGAUCACAGUUCUGCUUCUGAGGGUGACAGAGCCUGUUCUUGCAAAUAACGGAGCUUCCUGCGACAACUCCCCUGCCGUGGAGACCUCUGGGAGCACCCAGCACCUCGAAGCUGGGGCCAGAGAGGGCACCCGGGAGAACGAUAGCAGCCGCAUUGUCAAUGGGACCGACUGCGACCGGAACUCCCAGCCGUGGCAGGCGGCGCUGCUGCUAAAACCCAACCAGCUCUACUGUGGGGCGGUGUUGGUGGACCCACGUUGGCUACUCACCGCCGCCCACUGCCGGAAGAAACUUUUCAAAAUCCGUCUCGGCCACCAUUCCCUGUCACCCGCAUAUGAACAUGGGCAGCAGCUGUUCCAAGGGAUCAAAUCCAUCCCCCACCCUGGCUUCUCCCACCCCGGCCACUCCAAUGAUCUGAUGCUCAUCAAACUGAACCGAAGAAUCCUCGAUAGUCAGAAUGUCAGGCCUGUCAACAUCUCCUCCCACUGUCCAAGUGUUGGGACCAGCUGCUUGGUGUCCGGCUGGGGAACAACCAGCAGUCCCCAAGUGAACUUCCCCAAGGUCCUCCAGUGCUUGAACAUCACCGUGCUCAGUCACGAAAGGUGCAAGGAGGCCUACCCAGGACAGAUAGAUGCCACCAUGUUCUGUGCUGGCGACGAAGCAGGCAGAGACUCCUGCCAGGGUGAUUCUGGGGGCCCCGUGGUCUGCAACGGCACCCUACAGGGCCUCGUAUCCUGGGGAGACUUUCCCUGCGCUCAGCCCAACAAACCCGGUGUCUAUACCAACCUCUGCAAGUUCACCAAGUGGAUCCAGGACACCAUCCGCGCCAACUCAUGA